Molecule: messenger RNA, 678 nt
Organism: Tetrahymena thermophila SB210
Lineage: Eukaryota; Ciliophora; Oligohymenophorea; Hymenostomatida; Tetrahymenidae
Product: ADP-ribosylation factor(Arf)/Arf-like (ARL) small GTPase family protein
Exons: 2
Molecular function (GO): GTPase activity; GTP binding
Source: RefSeq, a predicted model, not a curated record
AUGAGCCUAAAAUAAGAUAAUAUUGCAAAAGUUAUUGUGGUAGGAAUGAGUGGCACCGGCAAAACAUCAGUUAUUAAGCGCUAUACAUGGAAUUAAUUUGAUAUUUAUGAGUAAACAACUAUUGGGAUGCAGAAUAACUUCAAAGAAGUUUAGCAUACAAUGAGAAGAAAAGUUUAACUAAGAAUAUGGGAUAUCGCAGGUUAAGAUAAAUAUAAAAGUAUGACAAAAAAUUUUGUCAGAAAUUCAUCUGGAUGCAUCAUAGUUUGUGAUACUUAAAGAGAAGAUAGCUUAAAAGAAUCUAUAAUAUGGAAAAAUUUAGUCUAGUAAGAGUCAGAGCUUGGUGAUAAGUUACCAGUUGUAUUAGCCCAAAACAAAUAUGACCUUCUACCAGAUAGUGUUAAAAGCAGUAAAUAAGAUGAUUUAUUUGGGACUGAAGACUUUUUAAAUAAUUUUGCAGAAAAAAACAACUUUAACUCAUGCAUUUAAGUUUCAGCUAAAGACGGCUAUUAAGUAGAAGAGCUCUUUAGCAUUCUAAUUGAUAAUAUACUUUAGUAACAAAACGAUGUAGAUAUUGGUCCUACUGAAAAAAAUGAAGAUAGUAUUUCAUUAAGUUACUAUGAAAGCUAAAUCACUAAAGCCCCUUCUAUUUAUCAUCAUAAAAAGAAAAAGUGUUGUUGA